This is a messenger RNA of Ylistrum balloti, 1539 nucleotides long. RefSeq lists its product as uncharacterized. The record is from RefSeq and is a predicted model, not a curated record. NCBI's taxonomy places the organism in Eukaryota, Metazoa, Mollusca, Bivalvia, Pectinida, Pectinidae. Gene Ontology annotation, molecular function: zinc ion binding. The transcript has a single exon. Bases 1 to 1539 code for a protein of 512 amino acids.
AUGUCUACUAAGCAGUCAUCUGGUCAGCAAGAACAACUACCUGUAAGGAUUAAAGGCAGUUCAAAUUGUCCACACCACAAACAAAAGGAGAUCAUUUUUAUUUGUAAUGAUUGUGAUGAAGAACUUAUUUGUGCCACAUGCUGCGUUACAUCCCACAAAUCUCAUGAACUUGUGGAACUCUCUAGUGUGAGAAGUCAGAAAAACAGUAUGCUACAAGAAUUCAUUAAUAACACAGAAAAACAUGCUCUACCUCAAUUGAAAAUGGAGGUCCAAGCAACCCAAAAGGAAAUGACAGAAAACAGCCUUCACUUCUGUGGGCUUCGUUCCAAAGUGACAGACGAGGGGAAAAGGUGUAAACAAGAAAUUGAUGACUUGAUCACAGAAAAUAUCAAAAUUUGUGACAAGAUUGAAAUUCUGAACCAGAAUUUGCUCAAAGACCAUAUCACUCAACUGCUGAACCAGAUAUCCUCUCUGGAGAGUCUUCUGAAUGAAUGUAAACAAACACUUCAGAUGGGAACAGCUGUUCUUGUACAUGACAUGGUAUUGGAUGUCCAAAAUCUGGAUUCCAAGAUCCCAAGUUUGCCUAAACAACAAUGGCCAGAAUUUCAUUCAUGUCAAGACACACUCGACAAGUUGAAACAAGUUGUUGGCACUAUUUCUAUAAAUCAACCCCCAAAGGAAAAAUUUAUAAAAAUCAAACUGCGAAGGGAACCAGAAGUACAAUUACGAUUUGAAUUUCGACAUCACAUCACUACAAUCUGCCCCACACAGAACAGUCAAGCCUGGAUCUGUCAUUUUGAAAGCAACUCACUAGAGCUUAUUGACAUCAAAGGACAGAUACAAAAGGUAAUCAAAUGCCAACAUCAAAUCCGAGACAUCAACAUAUCAACAAAAACAGGACACAUUUGGUUUUGCUGUCGAGAAGAAAAAAUAGUCUGUGAAGUGUCUUCAUUGUCAAAAGCACCAGCCAUCAAAUUCAGAACAAAUGACCCACCAUACAGUAUCUGUGUGACUAAAGAAGGUUUCGUUAUAUUGGGAACUGAAAACAAAGUAAGUAUUUACACAGAAAAUGGUGUAAUACUACAUUCCAGCACACGCCAGACCUCUGGGAUUGCUUCACCAGGGAAGAUAACCCAAUGUCCCCUGACUGGCAACAUUGCUGUACUGAGUGCGGAAGUUCUGAAAAGAGAUGAUUCAGAUGAAGAUGAUUGGAAAGGACAAAUCAUCAUCUACAACAAAAGGUUACAAGUGAAAUCAAAGUUCAAAGGAGAUAAAAUUCAGACAACAGGAGCUGUGAGAGAGGAAACAUUUGGCCCAGGAUCUAUAGCCUAUGACAGAAAUGGGAAUCUGGUUGUGGCCGACAUGAAAAGAAAUACAAUUGAACUGAUAAGUGGAUUAGGACAGCACAUCAAAACCUUGUGUUGUAACACUCAGGGUCAGGGAGCGUUAGGACUCGAGGAUGGCCAAGUACUCUGGACAACGUCUGAACCAUCACCAGGAAAGUGGGAAAUACAGGUCCUUAAAUACUACUCUGUCUGA